UCAAAUGAAAUAUUAUACUAGUAGUAAUCAAAACAAAGACUAGAGGUCCGUAGAUUUGAGAAAAGGAUAACACGCAGCUAUAGAAACAAACAAAUGGUGCCACGCGUCAAUUGCGAAACCCCAUAUAACAAUUGCCUCUAACUAUUGGUCUAGUCUCAUCUUAAACUAAAUAAUCGUAAAUUCGUAAUCAAUCAAUCGAGAUUGAGGAUGGGUGUGGUGAUAAUAGACGGUACCACCGUAACAGACUUCAUAGCCGACGACGAGCGUUUCACAGACAGCGUCAACGAACAGUUUUCAUCUCUCGAUCUCAACAACGACGGCGUUUUAUCACGCGCCGAGCUUCGCACAGCCUUCGAAUCGAUGAGACUGAUCGAGGCACACUUCGGCAUCGACGUAUCUACUCCGCCGGAGCAACUCACGCGCCUUUACGACUCCGUGUUCGACAGUUUUGACGGUGACGGAAGUGGCACUGUCGAUCGUGACGAGUUUAAAUCCGAGAUGAAGAAGAUCAUGCUCGCGAUCGCUGAUGGAUUGGGAUCUUCGCCUAUUCAGAUGGUUCUGGAAGAUGAUUCGCAGAGUCUUCUUCAGAAAGCGGCGGAUCUUGAAGCUUCUAAGUACGCUGCUGCCGUUUGAUUGCUUGUCGUUUUGGUUGUUUUUGUGUCCUGUUAUAGGUCGUUUUGGUUAUCGUUUUGUAUAUUUACGGAUAUUGUUAGAAUUUUGAUGUCAGUGUGAUUAAAAUCUGUGUUUGAUUUGCACUGCAUAAGUUUUCUUUUGCUUUUCAUCCUGGUCUACUCCAAUAAAUCUUCCGACUUCAAUUUUCUUUA
Lathyrus oleraceus (garden pea) is the source of this 824-nucleotide messenger RNA. RefSeq lists its product as uncharacterized. Bases 208 to 633 code for a protein of 141 amino acids. The transcript has a single exon. Lineage: Eukaryota; Viridiplantae; Streptophyta; Magnoliopsida; Fabales; Fabaceae. The record is from RefSeq and is a predicted model, not a curated record. Gene Ontology annotation, molecular function: calcium ion binding.